CACCCCCGGAAGCGAAGCCCUUUACCAAAUGCGCCUUAUGAAGGAAUCGAGCAGGGCAGGGCUGUCAAGUAAACGCCCAGCACUGCUUAGUAAACGCUGAUUGUAGGGCCUGAUUUUUUCGCCCUCGAUGAAGGAACGCACGAUGUGGCAUUCCUUUGCCGAGCAUUGGGUUCUUUACUACUCUGCGCAGGCUACCCCCGCUACUCUGCAAGUGGCGCAGCGGCCGCAGCUCGCGGGGCUCCUCGAGUUACUUUGGGGGGCCGGUCGCGCGGCUUCCCCAGAGGCCUGGGCAGCGUGGCUGGCAGCCCACACUUCCAACAUGGCCGGUGCAGGACUGUCUCAGGGCGCGUCCUGGAGCCUUACGGGCGCACCGUGGGCCUUCUUGGCAGCCCUGGAGGCUGGCCGAAGAGGUGAAAUGCAUGUUCAACCAUAUAUUUUGCUUCAGCUGGAACUCGAACUUAAGAUUCAACUCGUGAAUGCUUUCCUUGUCGAAGGUGCCUGGCUUGUUCCCAGCCGUGCACAUCACACUACAUUUAAAACUGCACCUGAUACAUAAAUGUCGGCUCGGACUCUGGUCUAGCGCCAAAGUCACAUCAGCACAUCGUUGAUGUGAUGCCUCUCUAUCGCGCUGUGGAAUUAGAGUCUGAUCCUGCAUAUGAGUCAUAAGUUGAUGUCGCUUUGGAGUCCGACACAGAUUCGUCCAUCUUACAACAUCUCAAGCUCGCCCAGCCGACCCCCCGUCCCUGGCAGAGAUUAGAAGCUAGGCUUUCUUGAUCGUCACCAACGCACAUUGUUUUAGCCCGCCGGGCCUGUUUUGGCCUGAACUGAGCUGCUGACGCACAGCCCAAACCCGGAGCUGCCCCCAAGUACACCUGGCUGGUGUUUCAAGCUCAAGACAUGCGUAGCCUGGCC
Messenger RNA from Prorocentrum cordatum, 912 nucleotides. The record is from the annotation of a GenBank genome assembly. Lineage: Eukaryota; Dinophyceae; Prorocentrales; Prorocentraceae.